Molecule: messenger RNA, 615 nt
Organism: Panicum virgatum (switchgrass)
Lineage: Eukaryota; Viridiplantae; Streptophyta; Magnoliopsida; Poales; Poaceae
Exons: 2
Coding region: 180-491 (103 amino acids)
Source: RefSeq, a predicted model, not a curated record
CCGCCCCCCUGCAGCUCCGCAAACAGCCGGCGGCGUCAUCGUCGGUCGUGGCUGUCCCUUGGGCCCCAUGCAAGGUGUCCCGGGCUCCUCGCUUGGCGUGCUAUUCGAAAAAGAACACGUACGACAUCCUACCCACCGCCCUGGUGCACCCAUCAGUCGGCGAUCACGGCAACUGGAAAAUGGCCGAAGACAAGGACCACAUCACCCUCGACUUCAACGUGGGACGUGAGACGGAGGUGAGUGAACUGGAGGUUGCAACGACCAGGGACCAGGCGCUCCUGGUCAUCAGGUACAAGGGCGACAGCAGCGACGUCAACAACCCGGCGGCCUCGAUGGACGUCCGCUUGCUGAUGCCUCCAGGCUACGACGGUAACAAGGUGAUGAAGGCGGAGAUCCUCUCUGACGGCUGGCUGAAGAUUAUCAUCGCCAAGCCUAAGCAAGAGCCCACCACGACAAAAGUCACUAAACAAAUUAUAGACAAGUCUGAUUAGCGACGGUUGAAACACCAUCACUACUAGAAAACGGGCCAAAGGUACCCGCUGCUUUUGCAGCCGGUACUAAUGCCACGCAAAAGCAGCUGGUACCUUUGGCCAGCGAUGAUCAAAGAUAAGAGGU